AUGUGGUACAUCUCCCCCCCUGCACUUUGGGCUGAGGAGGAAAGAGCCAGCCUGUGCCGGGAAGGCAGCCGGAGCUUGAGGGGGAGCUCUGAGCUGGUGGUCAAUGAACAACCUCCCAGCAGGCAGAAGCCCUUCAGGUGUUUGGAAUGUGGGAAGAGCUUCAGGAAGAGCUACGACCUCCUCAAGCACCAUCACAUCCACACUGGGGAACGACCCUACCUGUGUGGGGAAUGUGGGAAGAGUUUCAGGAACAGCUCCAACCUCAGCAGACACCAGCACAUCCACAGUGGGGAACGGCCAUACCGCUGUCAGGAAUGUGGGAAGAGUUUCAGGGAGAGCUCCACCCUGAUCCGACACCAGCGCAUCCACACUGGAGAACGGCCAUACCCAUGUCAGGAAUGUGGGAAGAGUUUCAGGGACAGGUCCACCCUGAUCCGACACCAGCGCAUCCACACUGGAGAACGGCCCUACAAGUGCUUGGAAUGUGGGAAGAGGUUUCAGAACAGCUCCAAUCUUCUCCUGCACCAGCGGACGCACACGGAUGAGAGGCCCUUCCGCUGCACUGACUGCGGGAAGGGCUUCAAGCAGAACGGGAACCUCGUGACCCACCGGCGCAUCCACACUGGGGAACAACCCUACAAGUGCUGGGAAUGUGGGAAGAGGUUUCAGACCAGCUCACAUCUCCUCGUGCACCAGCGGACGCACACGGAUGAGAGGCCCUUCCGCUGCACCGACUGCGGGAAGGGCUUCAACCUGAACUCCACCCUCGUCAGGCACCGGCGCAUCCACACCGGAGAGAGGCCCUACAAGUGUGGGGAGUGUGGGAAGAGCUUCACCCAGAGCUCUAACUUGACCAGACACCAACGGACCCACCAGUAA
This is a messenger RNA of Pipra filicauda (Wire-tailed manakin), 879 nucleotides long. RefSeq names its product zinc finger protein 239-like. The transcript has 2 exons. NCBI's taxonomy places the organism in Eukaryota, Metazoa, Chordata, Aves, Passeriformes, Pipridae. The record is from RefSeq and is a predicted model, not a curated record. The coding region runs from base 1 to 879 and encodes 292 amino acids. Gene Ontology annotation, molecular function: DNA-binding transcription factor activity; RNA polymerase II cis-regulatory region sequence-specific DNA binding. Gene Ontology annotation, biological process: regulation of transcription by RNA polymerase II.